Mandrillus leucophaeus (drill) is the source of this 3584-nucleotide messenger RNA. RefSeq names its product PDZ domain containing ring finger 3 (gene PDZRN3). The record is from RefSeq and is a predicted model, not a curated record. The transcript has 8 exons. Gene Ontology annotation, biological process: neuromuscular junction development; protein ubiquitination. Bases 354 to 2648 code for a protein of 764 amino acids. Gene Ontology annotation, molecular function: protein binding; ubiquitin protein ligase activity. Gene Ontology annotation, cellular component: neuromuscular junction. Lineage: Eukaryota; Metazoa; Chordata; Mammalia; Primates; Cercopithecidae.
GAUCUCAUUGCAGAGAAGAGGAGAAAGGCAUUCCGUGCAGUGCAAAUUGCCAGUGUAGAAGCCUCGGGGCUUAAGAGAACGUGACAUGGAAGAGACAGGAAAUAUGUACUCUUGUACAGGUAUGCGGCACACGUGUGGCCCCCUCCCUCCCAGCCUCCUCACUAAAGAUUAUUAAGCUGCCUAUUCUCCUGGUUCACCUGAGGCUGUUUUGAGAGAAUCUCAGAAUCUCAGUGUUCAUUUCAUACGACGUUCUUCGGGCUCCUCUUGUUCAUCUUUGCAGACUGAAGUAUUUAUGAAGGACCUUCAGAAAUCUGAUUACUCCUGAUGAAUCAAAGAGUAAAGAAGAAUCAAACAUGAUUAACCAGGUCAACGGCAAAGACUUGUCCAGAGCAACUCAUGACCAGGCUGUGGAAGCUUUCAAGACAGCCAAGGAGCCCAUAGUGGUGCAGGUGUUGAGAAGAACACCAAGGACCAAAAUGUUCACGCCUCCAUCAGAGUCGCAGCUGGUGGACACAGGAACCCAAACCGACAUCACCUUUGAACAUAUCAUGGCCCUCACUAAGAUGUCCUCUCCCAGCCCGCCCGUGCUGGAUCCCUAUCUCUUGCCAGAGGAGCAUCCCUCAGCCCAUGAAUACUACGAUCCAAAUGACUACAUUGGAGACAUCCAUCAGGAGAUGGACAGGGAGGAGCUGGAGCUGGAGGAAGUGGACCUCUACAGAAUGAACAGCCAGGACAAGCUGGGCCUCACUGUGUGCUACCGGACGGACGAUGAAGAUGACAUUGGGAUUUAUAUCAGUGAGAUUGACCCUAACAGCAUUGCAGCCAAGGAUGGGCGCAUCCGAGAAGGAGACCGCAUUAUCCAGAUCAAUGGGAUAGAGGUGCAGAACCGAGAAGAGGCUGUGGCUCUUCUAACCAGUGAAGAAAAUAAAAACUUUUCAUUGCUGAUUGCAAGGCCUGAACUCCAGCUGGAUGAGGGCUGGAUGGACGAUGACAGGAACGACUUUCUGGAUGACCUGCACAUGGACAUGCUGGAGGAGCAGCACCACCAGGCCAUGCAAUUCACAGCUAGCGUGCUUCAGCAGAAGAAGCACGAGGAAGACGGUGGGACCACAGAUACAGCCACCAUCUUGUCCAACCAGCACGAGAAGGACAGCGGUGUGGGGCGGACCGACGAGAGCACCCGCAAUGACGAGAGCUCGGAGCAAGAGAACAACGGCGACGAUGCCACUGCAUCCUCCAACCCGCUGGCGGGGCAGAGGAAGCUCACCUGCAGCCAGGACACCUUGGGCAGCGGCGACCUACCCUUCAGCAACGAGUCCUUCAUCUCCGCCGACUGCACGGACGCCGACUACCUGGGGAUCCCAGUGGACGAGUGCGAGCGCUUCCGCGAGCUCCUGGAGCUCAAGUGCCAGGUGAAGAGCGCCACUCCUUAUGGCUUGUACUACCCUAGCGGCCCCCUGGACGCCGGCAAGAGCGACCCCGAGAGCGUGGACAAGGAGCUGGAGCUGCUGAACGAGGAGCUGCGCAGCAUCGAGCUGGAGUGCCUAAGCAUCGUGCGCGCCCACAAGAUGCAGCAGCUCAAGGAACAGUACCGCGAGUCCUGGAUGCUACAUAACAGCGGCUUCCGCAACUACAACACCAGCAUUGACGUGCGUAGGCACGAGCUCUCGGACAUCACCGAGCUCCCGGAGAAAUCCGACAAGGACAGCUCGAGCGCCUACAACACGGGCGAGAGCUGCCGCAGUACCCCGCUCACCCUGGAGAUCUCCCCCGACAACUCCUUGAGGAGAGCAGCGGAGGGCAUCAGCUGCCCGAGCAGCGAAGGGGCUGUGGCGACCACGGAAGCCUAUGGGCCAGCCCCAAAGAAUCUGCUCUCCAUCACGGAAGAUCCUGAAGUGGGCACCCCUACCUAUAGCCCAUCGCUGAAGGAGCUGGACCCUAGCCAGCCCCUGGAAAGCAAAGAGCGGAGAGCCAGCGACGGGAGCCGGAGCCCCACGCCCAGCCAGAAGCUGGGCAGCGCCUACCUGCCCACCUACCACCACUCCCCAUACAAGCACGCGCACAUCCCGGCACACGCCCAGCACUACCAGAGCUACAUGCAGCUGAUCCAGCAGAAGUCGGCCGUGGAGUACGCGCAGAGCCAGAUGAGCCUGGUGAGCAUGUGCAAGGACCUGAGCUCCCCCACCCCGUCGGAGCCGCGCAUGGAGUGGAAGGUGAAGAUUCGCAGCGACGGGACGCGCUACAUCACCAAGAGGCCCGUGCGGGACCGCCUGCUGCGGGAGCGCGCCCUGAAGAUCCGGGAAGAGCGCAGCGGCAUGACCACCGACGACGACGCGGUGAGCGAGAUGAAGAUGGGGCGCUACUGGAGCAAGGAGGAGAGGAAGCAGCACUUGGUGAAGGCCAAGGAGCAGCGGCGGCGGCGCGAGUUCAUGAUGCAGAGCAGGUUGGAUUGUCUCAAGGAGCAGCAAGCAGCCGACGACAGGAAGGAGAUGAACAUCCUCGAACUAAGCCACAAAAAGAUGAUGAAGAAGAGGAAUAAAAAAAUCUUCGAUAACUGGAUGACGAUCCAGGAACUCUUAACCCACGGCACAAAAUCCCCGGACGGCACUAGAGUAUACAAUUCCUUCCUAUCGGUGACUACUGUAUAAUUUUCACUUCUGCAUUAUGUACAUAAAAGAGACCACUACCACUGGGGUAGAAAUUCCUGCCUCGUUCAAUGCGGCAAGUUUUUGUAUAUAAGAUAAAUACGGUCUUCAUGUUUAUAGUCCAAAUUUGCAGACCCUACAACUCUGGGUGUCAUAGGUCUAUUUUAAGGGGAGAGAGAGAAAAACACCCUUACUAUCUUGGAAGGCAAUAUUAACAAACAGAGCUUUUUUCAAAUAGCAAUUGUACUUUUCUACCUGUACCCUUUUACAUAAAGUGUUUAAAUUUCAGAAAGAUCUUUUAUUAAGCAUACUUUCACAGAAUAAUUUGUUUAAACUAUAUUCAUAUUAAAAAGUUAAACACGCUUUUUUUCCUGCCUAAAAACACAAAUACAACUGCCAGUAUGUAUUUUUAAUGGAACCCUAUUUUAUAAUGUUACGUUACUGAAUGUGUUUCAUAUGCGUGACCGUUAAGAUAUUAUUUAGGUGAAGGUUUCAACUCAAAACCACCCAACCCGGUGGUUAACGAUUUAAUACACAUAACCAAACCGGCAGCAUUUAGAGUUGGGAUAUACAUUUAAACAUUUUCCUGGUUAAGGUUCCCAAGAGAGUGUAAAGGUUUUAGCAGAAAGCAAAAUAUCAUGCAGCUUUAUGGAAGUUUAAAGCAUGUUUGCAAAUAUUGCAGCCCAUUGAAAGAAUUUGCAUGUACAGGAAAGUUGUGGAUGGAGAUGGUUUGUGGAAUUUUAAGUGCUCAUUGUAGUAAACUUUUGCUUUGUAGAUUUGAAGGUACAGACUUAUACAAGCAAGUUCACAAAAUCAUGAUUAGUUACAAAUAUUAAGUAAAAUGAAGUUAAAAUAAAUUAUUAUUUUCUAUUUGAUAUGUUUUGAUGUGAUUCCUCAUUUUGCAGUGGUGCCUAUAAAAUAAAAGCCUUUUGCAGUGUU